AUGUCUCCCUCGACAACUCUCCCUACCGGCUCCAAGCCAAAUCAACCCCCUCCCGAGAGCAGCCGGAGGUGCAUCACCCGCGUGACGCUCUCGAACGGGUACCGCGCCUACCACCCCCAGAACACCGACGGCAACAAGCCCCCAAAGCAGAAGAAGAGGGUGCGGUUUGUCAGGGGCCACGACUCUGACGGGUCCGUUGCUCUUUCGGAGGCGAGCUCUGACCUGGAGAGCGAGGAAGUAGAGUAUGACUUGUUUCGUGACUUUCCGCUCGAUGAGGCUGACGGCUGGAUUCCCGUCAUGGUGGCGGAGGAGGAGGAAGGGAAUGACUGGAUGUCGCUUACGGGUUCGUGGAUGAGAAUGGGUGACAUGGUGGAAGCUUUCAAGUGA
Thermothelomyces thermophilus ATCC 42464 is the source of this 387-nucleotide messenger RNA. RefSeq lists its product as uncharacterized. The transcript has 2 exons. The record is from RefSeq and is a predicted model, not a curated record. The coding region runs from base 1 to 387 and encodes 128 amino acids. NCBI's taxonomy places the organism in Eukaryota, Fungi, Ascomycota, Sordariomycetes, Sordariales, Chaetomiaceae.